Messenger RNA from Rangifer tarandus platyrhynchus (Svalbard reindeer), 2301 nucleotides. The record is from the annotation of a GenBank genome assembly. Lineage: Eukaryota; Metazoa; Chordata; Mammalia; Artiodactyla; Cervidae.
AUGGCUGACGAGACCCCCCGGAAGGGCAGCUUCUCGGCGCUCGUCGGACACACCAACGGCCUCACCAAGCCCGCGUCCCUCGCCGCGGCCGCCGUCACCGCCAAGCCCGGCGGCGCCGGCGGCUCCAAGAAGCUCGUGAUCAAGAAUUUCCGAGACAGACCUAAAUUGCCUGAUAACUACACUCAGGACACCUGGCAGAAGCUUCAUGAAGCAGUGAAAGCCAUACAAAGUAGUACCUCCAUCCGCUAUAACCUGGAAGAGCUCUAUCAGGCUGUUGAAAACCUUUGUUCCCACAAAGUGUCCCCGACGCUCUACCAGCAACUGCGCCAGGCCUGCGAGGGCCACGUCCAAGCACAGAUCCUCCAGUUCAGAGAAUAUCCUUACUCACUAGACAGUGUGUUGUUUCUCAAGAAGAUUAACACGUGCUGGCAGGAUCACUGCAGACAGAUGAUCAUGAUCCGGAGCAUCUUCCUGUUCCUGGACCGCACGUACGUGCUCCAGAACUCCACGCUGCCCUCCAUCUGGGACAUGGGGUUAGAGCUGUUUAGAAACCACAUCAUCAGUGAUAAAAUGGUCCAGACGAAAACCAUCGACGGCAUCCUACUGCUGGUGGAACGGGAGCGGAGCGGCGAGGCGGUGGACCGGAGCCUGCUGCGGAGCCUUCUGGGCAUGCUGUCCGACCUCCAGGUAUAUAAAGACUCAUUUGAACUGAAAUUUUUGGAAGAAACAAAUUGUUUAUAUGCUGCAGAAGGCCAAAGGUUAAUGCAAGAAAGAGAGGUGCCAGAGUAUCUUGACCAUGUGAGUAAGCGCUUGGAGGAGGAGGCGGACCGCGUGAUUACAUACCUAGAUCACAGCACACAGAAACCGCUGAUCGCCUGUGUGGAGAAGCAGCUCUUAGGAGAACAUUUAACAGCAAUUCUGCAGAAAGGGCUGGACCAGCUGCUGGACGAGAACCGGGUGCCGGACCUCACGCAGAUGUAUCAGCUGUUCAGCCGCGUGCGGGGCGGCCAGCAGGCGCUGCUGCAGCACUGGAGCGACCACAUCAAGACUUUCGGGACAACGAUUGUCAUCAAUCCUGAAAAGGACAAAGACAUGGUGCAGGACCUGCUCGACUUCAAGGACCGGGUGGACCACGUGAUAGACGUGUGCUUCCAGCGGAACGAGAGGUUCAUCAACCUGAUGAAAGAGUCCUUUGAGACGUUCAUCAACAAGAGGCCCAACAAGCCUGCAGAGCUGAUUGCAAAGCACGUAGACUCGAAGCUGAGAGCAGGGAACAAGGAGGCGACGGACGAGGAGCUGGAGAGGAUGCUGGACAAGGUCAUGAUCCUCUUCCGGUUCAUCCACGGUAAAGACGUGUUUGAAGCAUUUUACAAAAAAGAUUUAGCGAAAAGACUCCUGGUGGGGAAAAGUGCCUCUGUCGAUGCUGAGAAAUCUAUGCUGUCGAAGCUGAAACAUGAGUGUGGGGCCGCCUUCACCAGCAAGCUGGAGGGCAUGUUCAAGGACAUGGAGCUCUCCAAGGACAUCAUGGUUCAUUUCAAGCAGUACAUGCAGAAUCAGAGUGACCCGGGCUCCAUAGACCUGACCGUGAACAUACUGACCAUGGGCUACUGGCCGACAUACACACCCAUGGAGGUGCAUCUGACUCCAGAGAUGAUCAAGCUACAGGAAGUGUUCAAGACAUUUUAUCUGGGGAAACACAGUGGGCGGAAGCUUCAGUGGCAGACGACGCUGGGCCACGCUGUGCUGAAAGCCGAGUUCAAGGAGGCAAGUCCUGGAAAGAAGGAGUUCCAGGUGUCCCUGUUCCAGACGCUGGUGCUGCUCAUGUUCAAUGAAGGGGAUGGCUUCAGCUUCGAGGACAUCAAGAUGGCCACUGGCAUAGAGGACAGCGAACUGCGGAGGACGCUGCAGUCCCUGGCCUGUGGCAAAGCCCGUGUCCUCCUCAAGAGUCCCAAAGGGAAGGAGGUGGAAGAUGGAGACAAGUUCCUCUUCAACGCAGAGUUCAAGCACAAGCUCUUUCGGAUAAAGAUCAAUCAGAUUCAGAUGAAGGAGACGGUGGAGGAGCAGGUGAGCACCACGGAACGCGUGUUCCAGGACCGGCAGUACCAGAUCGAUGCCGCCAUUGUGAGGAUCAUGAAGAUGAGGAAGACACUGGGCCACAACCUGCUCGUCUCUGAGCUGUAUAAUCAGCUCAAGUUCCCAGUCAAGCCUGGAGAUCUGAAGAAGCGGAUUGAGUCUCUCAUAGACAGGGACUACAUGGAGAGGGACAAGGACAGCCCGAACCAGUACCACUACGUGGCCUGA